AUGCCGGCCCGCGUCAACAAGAAUCCAAACCUCCCACGCAACCAGAUUCAAGUCCUGCCUGUGGGCAGCGCGUCGGACGGAACAGGCGCCACACCGACAGACCCGACAUGGCUUCAAGACACCAACCACGCUCUCCGCCAUUACGCGCACUACUGGGCCAACAACUACCCCAACGUGCAAGUUCAGGCAGGAAUGACGGUUGAGUUGUCCCAGCUACCGCCUGGAUACACGGCCUGGGCUCGCGCGCGUCCCAACCCAAGGAGAAACGAGAGCACAAAACGGGGGCAAGAGGUCGUUGAUCAUAUCGUCUGUGGUCAUCCAAAUGGAGACUUCCGAUCUGCUCCAGCCGCAAGCGUAGCUCCCUGCUCAACCACAGGCAUUGGCACAGCAGCUCACAGCGCCACAGCUCCCUCUACCCCCAGGUCAGACCCCUUAUCCGGUACCAGCUCCACCACCGAUCACAGCUCCACAGACGGGUCAACAGCAGGCAAUUCUGCCGCCUCGACCACCGAUGCAAGCUCAGGCCAAUGCAAAUCGCGAGCUUCAUGAACAGUCGGACGCUAUGGAUGUUGACCUACAGCCAGCGCAGCGUGGCGAUCCACCAGUGCCCGCCGACCGGUCUGUACCCUGGGACAUCAAUGAUGUGUCAGAUGGAACAGGGGUACCGUGCUAUCUGGACGGUGCUGAGCGCAACAACAACAUUUUCUUGGUCGGCGUCGGGAGACAUCGUACGGAUGCCAUGAGAAAUCUGCCUGCCGGACUCUUUUACCGCCUGGAUCGCCUUCCUGAAGGUUAUUCGGUCUGGGAAGUACCUACGCCAGAUGGAGAGGACACGGAUGUACUGCUCUUGGGACAUCCUUCGGGCCAAUUCUUUACUUCCGCUGCUGACUUCUAUGAUCGCCUCGUUUGGCUACAGACUCGAGGACUUCCUGGAGCCCUCGUUGAGUGUCCUUGCGUCCUCUGCGGUGGAGUAGGAAAUCAGGAAUACGCUGACCGGGAUGCGAUGGAGGAAUAG
Messenger RNA from Lecanosticta acicola, 1015 nucleotides. The record is from the annotation of a GenBank genome assembly. NCBI's taxonomy places the organism in Eukaryota, Fungi, Ascomycota, Dothideomycetes, Mycosphaerellales, Mycosphaerellaceae.